This is a messenger RNA of Fusarium vanettenii 77-13-4, 1188 nucleotides long. RefSeq lists its product as uncharacterized. The record is from RefSeq and is a predicted model, not a curated record. Lineage: Eukaryota; Fungi; Ascomycota; Sordariomycetes; Hypocreales; Nectriaceae. Gene Ontology annotation, molecular function: Hsp90 protein binding. The transcript has 2 exons. Gene Ontology annotation, biological process: protein folding. The coding region runs from base 1 to 1188 and encodes 395 amino acids.
AUGAAGAUUGAGGAAAUCACGGAAAAGAUGGACGAGUCCCUCAAGGUCUCGGAGCCCACGCCAGCCUCCGAGGCCACCAAACCUCAGCUCCCGCCCGCACACACCAUCGCCAGCGGCAAGACGGUUGAUGAGGUGUGGGAGGAUCUCAACAAGUCGCCGCUGUUCAUGACGGACUUGGACGCCGCUGAGGGAGAGAAUGACGAUAUUGCUGCGCUGCAGGCUCUUGCGUAUGAGGGUACGCCGCUGGAGAACGGUGUCGACUUCAAGGAGCGUGGCAAUGAGUGCUUCAAGAUACGAGGGUACGUCGACGCAAAGGAGUUUUACGGAAAGGGUAUUGCUAUUCUCGCCGGAGAGGAGCGAAAGCGCGCAAGAGGAGAGGUUACCAAGAACCCUGACGGGGAGGAGGACUCGGAGGAGGAGAUCGCCAAGCAGAAGAGCACUCUCGAGACACUCUACAACUACCGCAGCUGCUGGCUCGACUGCGCUGCCGCUCUACGCCUCAACCCUCGCAACCUCAAGGCCUACUACCGCAGUGCCCGCGCCCUUCUUGCCGUGGACCGCAUCGAAGAGGCAGACGAUGUAUGCGCCCGUGGUCUCUCCCUCGACGAGUCCAACGCUUCUCUCCGCGGUGUAGCUGACGACAUCAUCAAGCGCGCCAAAGAGAUUGAUGCCCGUCGCAAGAAGGAAGCCGAGCGCGUCGCAAAGGAGAAGCGCCGCGAGAUGCUCGUCAAGGCUGCUCUCCGAGCCCGCAACAUCCCGACACGCACGACUUCGCAGCCGCCCGAGAUGGAAGACGCGGGGAUAGCGUUGGUUCCUGACCCGGAUGAUCCUCGCAGCGCGCUGGCGUUCCCGACCGUGUUUCUGUACCCGCUAGACCUCGAGUCGGACUUUGUCAAGGCGUUUGAGGAGACGCACACGCUGGAGGACCAUCUAGGCUAUGUCUUCCCUCUGCCGUGGGAUAAGGAAGGCAAGUACACGCUGGCCAACGUCGAGGCCUUUGUCGAGACCCGGGAGGGAGGACUCUUAAAGAUGGGCAAGAAGGUGUCGCUGCUGAAGCUUCUGGGAACGGGCAAGGUCGAGGUGGUGGACGAGGUUGUGAGGAUCUUUGUCGUGCCCAAGGACAAGGCCGAGUCGUGGGUCAAGGAGCACAAGGCCAAGAGGGCAGCCGAGAAGGGUGAGGCGAGCUAG